CACAUUUCACAGGGGCAGUGCUGGCUCUCUAACACACACACACGCGCACACACACACACACACACACUUGUGCUGUUACGGAACUCUCAGACACACACACAUGCAUGCUUGCACAUUGACACACACAGACACACAGAGACACACACACACACACCAUCUCCAGAGCGUACACUCCUCCCAGCAGAUACACAUUUCCCCUGAGCCGGAUGCCUCUCUUUAAGGGAAAGGACAAACUGCUUUGAGGAUUUAACUUGGCUUUCACACUAAAAAGGAGCAAGAGCAGACAGAAAAGGGAAAGAGGAGGGAUUUAUUUUGGGACACCUUCCUUCACAGGAAAUGGUCAACUUGUCAGCAUGACACCUUGUCUGGAUUCCCCUCUCCUCCUCAGGCAAAAAUCCUGAAAAUGAUGGAUGACAACAAGCAGUUGGCCCAACGCAUCGAUGGGGCCAUUCAGUCCGCCAGCCAGGAGGUGACUAACCUGCGGUCAGAGCUGAGCGCGACCAGCCGCAGACUGGCCGAGCUGGGGGCAACCGACUCUGCCAGCGUGCUGGAGACCCUGCAGCACAACCACAACGACCCCUCUUCCCAGCCGAGGCAGAAGCCGCCGGCCACUGACCUCUGCUACAAGACUGAAAUCAGCAGUCUAAUGGACUUCAACUCUCCAGAUGCUUCCCUGGACAAAGUCCUGCUGCGUGAGGAGGUGGCCCAGCUCCAGGAGGAGGUGCACCUGCUGAGGCAGAUGAAGGACAUGUUGAGUAAGGACCUGGAGGAGACCCAGGGAGGCUGCUCGGCCGACGUGCUCUCUGCCACCGAGCUCCGCGUGCAGCUGGCCCAGAAGGAGCAGGAGCUGGACCGAGCCAAGGAGGCUCUGCAAGCCAUGAAGUCGGACCGCAAGCGUCUGAAGGCUGAGAAAGCAGACCUGGUGAACCAGAUGCAGCAGCUUUAUGCCACACUGGAGAGCCGGGAGGAGCAGCUCCGCGACUUCAUACGCAACUAUGAGCAGCACAGAAAAGAGAGCGAGGAUGCGGUGAAGGCGCUGGCCAAAGAGAAGGACCUGCUGGAGAGGGAGAAGUGGGACCUGCGGCGGCAGACCAAGGAAGCCACGGAGCACACGGGGAUGCUGCGCUCCCAGCUCGACCUCAAGGAGAACCGCAUCAAGGAGCUGGAGGCUGAGCUGGCCAUGGCCAAACAGUCACUAGCCACCCUGACCAAGGACGUGCCCAAGCGCCACUCCCUGGCCAUGCCCACGGAAACGGUUGUCAACGGCAACAACCAGGAGUGGGUGAUGCAGGCUGACCUUCCCCUGACUGCUGCCAUCAGGCAGAGUCAGCAGACCCUCCACGUCCACACGGGGCAUCCCGCGGACAGACAAGUGGCUGCCGUGCGGGUGAGCCCGUGCCACUCGCGUCAGCCCUCCAUCAUCUCCGACGCCUCGGCAGUGGAGGGGGACCGGUCGUCCACACCAAGCGACAUCAACUCGCCGCGCCAUCGGACUCACUCCCUCUGCAAUUCCCUAGAAGAUCUGGAGGAGGCGAAGCGUAAGAAGAAGAAAGAGAAGAUGGGGCUGGGCUCUCUGUCACGUGUCUUCGCCCGGGGAAAGCAGCGCAAAUCCCUCGACCCCGGUUUGUUUGAUGGUACUUCAACGCCUGAUUAUUACAUAGAGGAAGAUGCAGACUGGUAAAAGCACACAUGUCCGAGCGAACCACCUGGAGAGCCCUUGUGGCAAUUAUCAGAAGACAGCAUUGUGUUGAAGCGCGUGUGUGGGAGGAUGGGUGUGUGUUUGAUGUCAGCGUGUACAGAUAGCGUGUGUGCCCGUGCGGUCUCACAUGCGUGCAUACUUGCGUGUGGGGGUGUGAGAGUGCGUGCAUGCAAGCGUCAACCAUGGUCAGAGGCCAUGUCAGAAGCCGUCAGGAGGCGUGUCUUGCUUCGCUGAAGUGUAAACCUUAACGAGCAAAUUGCACCUGUAUGUAUGUACAGUCCUGUAAAUAGAGUGGACAGUGUGACACAGCGACCAUGUGGAUAUGUUCUAUUGUAUCUGCCCUCCAAAAACAGCUGUGUUAUUGGAUCUUUUAAUUGUUCUUUACAUUUUGACUUUUUGUUUUCACUCAACUGGAAACUUGAAGGACUGCUGUACUUGUAAAUAACAACAGUUGAUGUGCACUUUGUGCGUGUAAAUGUCUCCUUGUCCUGAAUGCCUUUUGUUAUUUUUGACAUGUACUCCCCUUCCUCUCACUACCUUUUAACUUCAACUCCUCCCUGUUUAUUGUCCUGCUUGGUCCAUCCCCCUCCUCCCACGCUGCCAUGACGAGAACAGUUUCCUGUAGGCAACAUGCAGACUCCUCAAAUCCACCUCUAAUUCGGUUGUACAACACAUCCCUCAAGCCGCCAAGAAAACUGUGCACCCCUUGAUGUUCGCUCAAAUGUGACUUCAAAGACGCUGCUGAGCGAGGAAUGAACUUUCUACGCAGAACAGUUUGUUCCACGGCGACAUGAGGCCGAACAGGAAAUGUGAGAAAUGUGUUUUCUAUCUGUUCAGAUAGAAGGUACAUGCCAUAGGUACAUGUGUGACGUGCAUGCACAUAGACCCAGUCCCCAAAUGCAUGUUGAACAAAACCCUACUAAACAGAAAUGUCUUUCUCUGGGAAUGUUGUCGAGGAGGUGAUUAUCUGUCUGUUUAAAAAAGAAAAAAGAAAAAAAGAGAGAGGUCAGUUACUGAUUUCAUGAUGUUUAUUCAUGAUUUCCUUCAUUUCAAAUGAAAUUAUUCUAUUUGCUACUCAGAAAACAUUAUGAUUAAUGUUCGAGAGCUUAGCGUCCAAACUAAACAUAGAGCAUUUUAAUCCGCACCUGCAAGGCUUUUUAUGCAAAAUUACAUUUGAAAUAUUAAAGGUCAGCAAAGACAACAGACACAAAGAAAACCAAGCGCUUCACUUUAAUGAUUAAAUAAUUAUUCCACUUAUUCAUGAGGCUUUGUGCCAUUUUACUCCUGUAGGAUCUUACAGUAGCUUGUAGCUAUCGUUUUAUUAAUACUUUAAAAGGCUGCUGGGACUAGAGUUAUUCUGGGAAAAGUUCAGCUAAAAAAGAAAGCCAUUAUCCCAAAAUAAGAGAUAGCUUAAACAUCAAUUAUACUAACGUAGUAGAUAUCAGGCUGAUGGUCAUUUUACCAUAAAAUCAGAGCUUCAAUUUAGAGGCCCGAGCACGGAGUAGACGUUAAAUGAACUGUUAUAACAAUAACGAGUGCCAACGCUGGAGGUUGAAAAUCAGAUUUAAGCGGGCUAAUCAAACCGAAGCAAAUGCAUACCUUCCCCCGUGACCCCGUGAACUCGCCGAAGAAUUCCGACGCAGAGUUCAGGCCACUGCUGAAAAAAGCAAUUAACUUUGUGCCAAAGGUUAAUAGCAUUUCUUCAAGCAAAAGAAUGACUACAGACGUUGGAUUAUUUUCAUCCUUUCGCUGGAUUGAGCCGGAGUCUGCACUGCCACCCGCAGGAAAUCUUUUCUCCCCCUGAUAUUUAACUAACACUGGGUAUUUGUCGCUCUCGUCUGAAACACUGCGGAGCCGCAGAUUACAUUGGAGCUGUGUUUAACCGCAGGGCUUGUCAAAAGAGCCAUGCAGGCGGUGAGAGGAUUAUCAUUUAACCCUUAGCUCAGCCUACAUUUGGGCUCGCCGAUUUUGAAUUUCCAGGUGAAUCAUUAAGGUAAUUCAGAGAUAAGUCAUCAUGUAUUAAAUUGUAUGUAUAAGAACAACAGCUCAACCGGUUUAUUUCAUUAAACGUUUAAUGAAAUGUAUGAAAAUGUAGGCUUUUUUUUUUUUUUCUUUUAACCAGCCGUUAUGCUCCUCUGCUGAUGGGGAAUAAAACAUAUCAACUGUAUGAUUUUUAUGUUUUGAGCCACGGUCUCCUUGUUUUUUGUUUUUUAAUUCUCCACAAAUAUUUUCCUUUUUGUAAAUGAGAUAACAUUACAGAAAUAAAAUUAAUAUUAUUAUAAAAGAGUUUUAUUUAAAGUCGAAGCUGUAGGCCUCGGCGGAGGACUUCUGCUGUGAGGUCCUGAGAUGUUUAGAAGUGGAUAGUAGCGAACUUUUAAGGCAUGGCAACAAAAAUUACGCUCAAAAGAACUAAAUGAGAAAAGCAAGAUUAUUUUAAAAUAAAAUAAAUA
Chelmon rostratus (copperband butterflyfish) is the source of this 4149-nucleotide messenger RNA. RefSeq names its product kazrin, periplakin interacting protein a (gene kazna). The record is from RefSeq and is a predicted model, not a curated record. The transcript is spliced from 8 exons. Bases 404 to 1681 code for a protein of 425 amino acids. NCBI's taxonomy places the organism in Eukaryota, Metazoa, Chordata, Actinopteri, Chaetodontiformes, Chaetodontidae.